GCCGUCCUAUUACAAUUGUAGCGCAGUUCAUAUUACUCUUGCAUUGAUGACUAUAAUCUUACGUCAUGGAACGUAAAAUUUUGUCUUUUUAAAAUGAGAUAAAAUGCUUUUAUGAAUACUGUUAACGUUUUUUUACUUUUUGCUUAUAAUAAAGUACUUAUUUAAAAUAAAAAAUUUGAUUAAAUUUGCAUACUCGAGCCAUACAAGUGCAAGUUUAUCUGUGACGAUUGUCCACGGAUUGUGAUGUCACUGGUUUUUCACCACUUUCAUUUCACGUAGUUGAGCUUGGCAUUUUACAGUUACCCACCUUGACCUUACGCAACGAGCAGUCACUCCAGUCACUAUUUUCACACGCGUGGUGCUGUGGUGGGGUUGCAUACUUGUUGGUGGUGGUUUUCUGUUUUGAGGCUGGCAAACAUUUUAAAAUGUCUCGCAACAUAUCUUUCCUUGCCAAGAAAUUGCGACUUCACAAAGGCUUGAACAUAUCGCCAGUUUCUGGAGUGGUGCACGAUGUGGGAUCCAAGACGAGAAGCCGGGAUGUGCCCUCACGGACCAUGUCUAACGUGUCGAAAACGCCAUCAAUUUCGCCUACCAGCUAUGCUGAUGGCCUCUUCGGGUCACUAGUCAGUGAUCAACAGCUUACUCAGCAAAGCAAUCCAAAUCAAACCGUGACAAAAAAGCCUGAUUGGAAUAGAGCUGUAUCCGAUGCUGAGAAAAUAGUUGGAUAUCCAACAUCAUAUCUCAGCUUGCGUUGUUUGCUGAGUGACGAGAUUUCCAAUAUUGCUGUGCAUGUACGGAAACUAGUUGGCACCAGCCACCCUCUUCUGAAGACUGCGAAGCGGCUGAUCUACAAUGGUCGGAACAAUAUGCAGACCCGCGGGCUGAUUGUGCUGCUCCUCUCCAAGGCUGCCGGUCACAUGAACCCAGAGGAGCUGGAAGUAGCUGAUGAGCAGGACAAGCCAGCUGGAGUGUCACACAGCCAGCGGUCUCUGGCGGAGAUCACGGAGAUGAUCCACACCGCCCAUCUGAUCCAUAAGGGCGUCGUCAACCUCACCCCGUCCGACUUCCCUGACGGCAACACGCUGCAGGACAUGACGUUCGGCAACAAGAUCGCCAUCCUCAGCGGCGACUACCUGCUCUCCAACGCCUGCACCGGUCUCGCCGCCCUCAAAAACUCCAAGGUGGUGGAGCUUAUCAGCACCUCCAUCUCGGAUUUUAUGGAGGCAGAGUUUAUCGGCGUACAGGACACGCAGAGCAACGCCAUCCCGACGAAAAACAUGACCAUGGAGGAGUGGGCGGCGCGCAACUACCUGGCUGCCGGCAGUCUGAUGGCCAAGAGCUGCCAGGCCACCCUGGUGCUAGCCGGGCACUCGGAGGACAUGCAGCAGAAGGGCUUCGAGUUCGGCAAACAGAUCGCCUACUCGUGGCAGGCGCACGCGGACCUGCAGCCGUUCCUGGACCUGUACCGGUGUCCGCCGGGCACCCAGUUCGACCUCUGCUCGGCGCCCGUGCUGCUCCACUGUCAGCAGCACCCGGAGCUGCUUGACUACAUCCAGUCGUGCGGCGACUCCAUCGACAACCUCGACUUCAAGUACCUCCACCAGACCAUCAUGCAGGGUCCCGGAGUGAAGCAGGGCCUGGAGUUGUGUAUGCAGCACGCUCGUAAGGCGCUCGACGUCCUCGCUGACUUUGAGCGCUCGGACGCGCGCGAGGCACUCGAGAACAUCAUCCAUGCCAUCAUGGAGUGCGACUAGACGCCGGCGUGACGUCACUGGUACGUCGGGAUGACGUCACUGGUAAGCGCACAGGCCUCCCGCGCCUGAUGAGGCACUGUGGAGAAAAGGCUGAAAACUAAGCCUUGUAAUUUCUCUAUUUGGAACCGUGCUAGAGGAAUGUUUUUCGGCAAGCAAGUUCGCCGUUUUCAGACCCAUGACGUGGCGGAAGAGGCCAGUUUUCCCAGCGGCUGCUAGCUGCUCCCCGCUGCGGCCGUUUAACUCUGUUGACAUCGGUGAUGGACUAGAGCUUUCUCUCUAUGACGUUAUUGUUUUACCAGAGGACCAAAGCUCUCUGUUGUUAAUCGCCGUCAUCUGCGCGGGACACGUUACCACUGGCAGGAAUCGUUAUACUCCGGCACUGGGCGGAUAUUUCCGGCUGGCUGCCACCGAACAAUAUAGUAUUACUGUGUCAGGUACGGGACGGUCGGAGGGAACAUCUCUCCGGCCUCUCCUAGAGCGCCAGUGUUAGGUUAGGCAGAGCACAAAUUGUUAUGCGACUGGCCGUGUGUCGUCGUAGCAGGAGAGUAUUCUAUUUUUACCGUCGGCUGGGUGAGCCCUCUGUUUUUACGUGUGACUGUUGUCUGUGUGAGUGAGCUGUACUGCCGGUAGCUAGUGGUAGACGCUUCUCCGUGUUUCGCCCAUCUCUGGAGCCUCGGAGCUGAGCCAAUACCUCCCUGCCGUCCACACUCGGCCGGUUCCUCAGAGGAGGCUCCCACGGCCCAGAGCUGGGCCGUUCUGCCCCGCACGAGCGGAACCUCAAUACUCACAGUCGAGCGCGGCUGGCGCGCGCCUCCUCCUUAGCGGCCCUGAGAGCGGCGGCCGCGCGUUUCCGUCCAUGUAUAGCGGACGGCCCCCGUCUCUAAACCGGCGUGCCCCCCCCUCCCUGUCCCCGCCCGGCGCUCGUCAGCGGAACGGGGGAGGGUCCCCUAGUGGGUACUGUUCAGUGCACCGUUUCGCGUAGCGAUGUAGAAUGGUGGUGGACUAUGCAAAAAUAUAUGACAAACUCGUCCUGCG
Molecule: messenger RNA, 2789 nt
Organism: Amphibalanus amphitrite
Lineage: Eukaryota; Metazoa; Arthropoda; Thecostraca; Balanomorpha; Balanidae
Gene: Pdss2
Product: all trans-polyprenyl-diphosphate synthase PDSS2-like
Exons: 6
Coding region: 426-1754 (442 amino acids)
Biological process (GO): ubiquinone biosynthetic process; isoprenoid biosynthetic process
Cellular component (GO): transferase complex; mitochondrion
Molecular function (GO): prenyltransferase activity
Source: RefSeq, a predicted model, not a curated record